This is a messenger RNA of Triticum turgidum subsp. durum (durum wheat), 1236 nucleotides long. The record is from the annotation of a GenBank genome assembly. Lineage: Eukaryota; Viridiplantae; Streptophyta; Magnoliopsida; Poales; Poaceae.
AUGGACAAGGAGGAGCAAGAAGACCGCGCGACGUGGGUCCCCGGCGCCCUCAUCGUCGGCGCGGGCCCGUCGGGGCUGGCAGCCGCCGCGUGCCUCGCGGCUCGCGGCGUGCCGGCCACGGUGCUCGAGAGGUCCGACUCGCUGGCCUUCGCGUGGCGCCACCGCAUGUACGACCGCCUCGCGCUCCACCUGCCCAAGCGCUUCUGCGAGCUGCCGCUCCUCCCGUUCCCGGCCGAGUACCCGACCUACCCCUGCAAGGACCAGUUCGUGGCGUACAUGGAGGCGUACGCCGCCGCGGCGGGCGUGGCCCCUCGCUUCGGCGCCAGCGUCGAGGAGGCCGCGUUCGACGCGUCUGCGGGCGCCUGGGCGGUGCGCCUGGCGGGCGGCGAGGUGCUGAUGACCAAGUGGCUGGUCGUGGCGACGGGCGAGAACGCCGAGCCGCACGUCCCGGACUUCCCCGGCAUGCGGCAGUUCGCCGGGCGCGUCCUGCACACGUGCGAGUACAAGUGCGGCGAGGAGUUCGCCGGGGAAAAGGUGUUGGUGGUGGGGUGCGGGAACUCCGGCAUGGAGGUGAGCUUGGAUUUGUGCCGGCAUGGCGCUAAGCCCUCCAUGGUGGUGCGGAACACGGUCCAUGUGCUGCCAAAGGAGAUGUUGGGUGUGUCCACGUUUGGCAUUGCCAUGGCUUUGCUCAAAUGGCUGCCGGUCCAGCUGGUGGAUCGGUUCAUCCUGGCGGCGGCGCGCUUGACCCUGGGCAACACGAGCCAGCUCGGGCUUAGGCGGCCCAAGACGGGGCCCAUCGAGCUGAAGAACCUCACCGGCAGAACCCCCGUGCUGGACGUCGGGACUCUAGACCACAUCAAAUCAGGCAAAAUUAAGGUGGUAGGAGCAGUGAAGGAGGUGACGAGGCUCGGGGCCAGGCUCGCGGACGGCAAGGAGGAGCAGCAGUUCGACGCAAUAAUACUGGCGACGGGCUACAGGAGCAACGUGCCGUCCUGGCUCAAGGAUGGGGGUGAUGUCUUCACAACAGAAGGCACGCCCAAAACCCCUUUCCCUGACGGCUGGAAAGGGCGAAACGGGCUCUACACCGUCGGAUUCUCGCAGCGAGGGCUCCUCGGAACAUCAUCAGACGCCCUAUGCAUCGCCAGAGAUAUAUAUGGCCAAUGGAGGGAAAGAGAAAGAGAACGAGAAAGAGAUAAACCCACUAGCAAUGUGCACGAAGCUGAUAGCUCUGUUUGA